UUUAUUGUUAUUCAAUAUUUUUUUGCGUUAAAAAAAUACUGAAUAUAUGUGUAUAUUUUUUUUUUUAAACGAGAAAAUUCUAGGUUGCUAAUUAUAAAGUGAGCGUCACAUUUUUUUAAUCUUUGUUUUUAUGUAUUUUUAAUAUUAAAAUUCUCUCCAUUCGAUGAUAAUAGCGGGCAGUGUCAACAGUGUCAGCACAUUAAGUUUGUAAUCUUAUUUGAAAAAAAUUAAACAAAAAAUAUAUUCUCAGUGAAAUUAAAUUUAGGAUUAUCAAUUUGUGUAAUUUUUUUUUUUUGUGUAAACUUUAUUGAAUGAUUUAUUUGACAUAUAUUAAAAAUAAUCAUGCAGAUAUUUUGUUUAUUUUUAUUUAUAUAUUUUUAAAAUUAAAUUGAUAUAUUAUUUAUACGUAUAUUGUGUGGAAUCAUUUAGUCGUAAAUUAAUAGUCGUUUGAAAUCGCCUCACGGAUUCAAUGAUGCGUGACCGUGGUGUUUUGUCCUGUUGAAAAAAAAAAAAACGGACGUGCCUUACCCAGUCGAUUUUAUGUUUACAUUUUAAUGUGAAUAGUUUUAGAAGAGAGUAGUAUCAAAGUUCAGUGUGUAAAGUACUAAUCGAAACUACAGUCAUUACUGAGAAUAAAAAUAGAAAAAAAAAAAAACUACUUGCUGGAGUGGAACGUGAAGAAAUUAUAUAAUAAAUUAAAAUGUCGCAUAAAAAUAUUACAGAUUUUGAAAAAUUAUUUAAUUCGGAAGAAUUAUCAGCAGCAUUAUCAGACACAAAAAAAUCAGUGGAUGAUAAUUUGAGUCGUCCAAUUGAUGGAGAUGAUUAUUCAACAAGUUAUAUUGGCGCUAAAAAAAGUACAUGGCCUUGUGAUUCAUUUCCGAAUUUUAAUUUUGAAAAUGAAAAAUCUAAAUUUAUAAAACCAGAAGAAUCAAAAUUAAUUGAUAAGGAGAAAGCUGUGUGCAUUUCAUCAAACGAAAAAUUUCCACAAAGUUAUCAAAAAAUGUUAAAAAAUGAUGCACUAGAUAGAAGAUACGCUAAUGACUACUUGGAAAAUAAGUGUGAACCCGAGACCUUUGCUAACAAUAUUGGACCGUUCUGUUUUGUCGUUACAAUGAUUAUUUUUUUAAUGAUUAUUUCGCUUGUUGCAAAAUUUGUUGUCAGUGGAACAUUAAAAAAAUAAAAUUAAUGAUUAUAUAAAAAAAAAAAAUAUAUAAUACAUCAAUAUACAGUUAUAAAUUUUUCAUUUUAUUAAAAUAUAAUUUUUUAUGCACUUUUAUAAAUAAGUUUAUUUUUUAUUAAACACAAUGUACAUUUAUUUUUAUUGAAAAAAAAAAAAACAAAAAUGUUUAUUUUUUAACUGGUUUUUAUUGUAACCUCUGUUAAAUUUUUAAAUAAAAAUAAUACAGGAAGUAGGAGCUAAAAUUGA
Aphidius gifuensis is the source of this 1426-nucleotide messenger RNA. RefSeq lists its product as uncharacterized. The coding region runs from base 701 to 1180 and encodes 159 amino acids. The record is from RefSeq and is a predicted model, not a curated record. Lineage: Eukaryota; Metazoa; Arthropoda; Insecta; Hymenoptera; Braconidae. The transcript is spliced from 4 exons.